CGACCUCGUCCUGUGGCACCGAUUGGUUGGCUCCUGUGCGUGAAGACGUUGCGUCGUGGGGCGGGGCGGAGGAGCGUUGUCCGUAGAGCCUCAGCCCUGUGUCCUCGGCCACCGCCCCCGCUGCUGCCCCGUAUCCGCCCCUCGCCUGCCUUUAGAGGGUACAGGCGACAGCAGUUUCUCUAGGUGGUCAAACAGCCGCCAAACGUCUCCGUCGAGCUGCCUUUUCUAGCUGGCGGCUCUUCUGGGCUGGGUCCAGGUCGGGGGGUGGGGAAAAAUGGCGCCGGCGCCCCAAGGCGUCCGGGAGGAGCCGCUGCUGGAGUGUGGGUCCGGACUGCUUUCCCGGCUACUCUUCCUCGCCCAGGCAGUCCUCCUCCUGUUGCCGGUCGCCCGGGCAGGCCUCUGCCCCGCGCCCUGCUCCUGCCGCAUCCCUCUGUUGGAUUGCAGUCGCAGGAAACUGCCAGCGCCCGGCUGGAGGGCGCUGUCGAGCUCGCUGCCCCCCGACGCCGUCAGCCUGGAUUUGAGUCAUAAUCGGUUGUCUAACUGGAACAUCAGCUUGGAAUCUCAAACAUUACAAGAAGUGAAAAUGAAUUAUAAUGAGCUAACUGAAAUCCCAUAUUUUGGAGAACCAACCACUAAUAUUACUCUUCUCUCUUUAGUCCAUAAUAUAAUCCCAGAAAUAAACGCAGAAGCGUUCCAGUUUUACCCUGCUCUCGAGAGUUUAGAUCUCAGCUCAAAUAUAAUAUCAGAAGUCAAGAUAUCUUCAUUUCCUCGAAUGCAGCUUAAAUACCUGAAUUUGAGCAAUAAUAGGAUAACCAUCUUGGAGGCUGGUUGCUUCGAUAAUUUGUCAAGUUCCUUAUUAGUGGUAAAGUUAAACAGGAACAGAAUUAGCAUGAUUCCACCCAAGAUCUUCAAGCUACCGCACCUCCAAUUCUUGGAACUUAAAAGAAACAGGAUUAAAGUUGUGGAAGGUCUCACAUUCCAAGGUCUAGACUCCUUAAGAUCUUUGAAAAUGCAGCGGAAUGGAAUUAGCAAACUCAAGGAUGGAGCGUUUUUUGGCUUGGAUAACAUGGAAGAAUUAGAACUGGAGCAUAAUAACCUUACAGAAGUGAACAAGGGGUGGUUGUAUGGCUUGCGAAUGUUACAACAGCUCUAUGUGAGCCAGAAUGCUGUUGAAAGAAUCAGCCCUGAUGCAUGGGAGUUCUGCCAAAGACUGUCUGAACUUGAUUUGUCCUAUAACCAGUUGACCCGCCUGGAUGAAUCUGCCUUUGUGGGUCUGAGGUUACUGGAGAGAUUGAACUUAGGGGACAACAGAGUCACUCACAUUGCUGAUGGUGUAUUUAGGUUUCUUUCCAAUCUUCAGACACUAAACUUAAGAAACAAUGAAAUUUCAUGGGCCAUAGAAGAUGCUAGUGAAGCCUUUGCUGGACUCACAAGUCUCACUAAAUUAAUCUUACAAGGAAAUCAGAUUAAGUCAAUUACAAAGAAAGCAUUCAUUGGUCUUGAAUCCCUUGAGCAUCUAGAUUUGAACAACAAUGCUAUAAUGUCUAUCCAAGAAAAUGCUUUUUCCCAGACUCGCUUGAAAGAACUAAUUCUGAACACAAGCAGUUUGCUCUGUGACUGCCAUUUGAAGUGGUUGCUUCGGUGGCUGGUUGAUAAUAACUUUCAACAUUCUGUGAAUGUAAGCUGUGCACACCCUGAAUGGCUAGCAGGGCAAAGCAUCCUGAAUGUGGAUCUGAAAGAUUUUGUCUGUGAUGAUUUUCUCAAGCCGCAGAUAAGAACCCAUCCCGAAACCACAGUUGCUCUAAGAAGCAUGAACGUGACUCUGACAUGCAUUGCAGUGAGCAGCAGUGAUUCACCCAUGUCUGCUGUGUGGCGCAAAGACAGUGAAAUCUUGUAUGAUGCUGAUAUUGAGAAUUUUGUUCGUUAUCAGCAACAAGCUGGAGAAGCUCUGGAAUACACUAGUGUCUUACAUCUUUUCAAUGUAAAUUUCACAGAUGAAGGAAAAUAUCAGUGUAUUAUUACUAAUCACUUUGGUUCUAACUAUUCUCAUAAAGCCAAACUGACUGUGAAUGAGAUGCCAUCUUUUCUGAAAACUCCAAUGGAUCUAACUAUUCGCACUGGUGCCAUGGCCAGAUUAGAAUGUGCUGCAGAGGGGCACCCUGCACCUCAGAUUUCCUGGCAGAAAGAUGGUGGUACUGACUUUCCUGCGGCUCGAGAGAGACGCAUGCAUGUCAUGCCUGAGGAUGAUGUCUUCUUCAUUGCAAAUGUGAAAAUAGAAGACAUGGGGAUCUAUAGCUGCAUGGCACAGAACAUAGCAGGCGGCCUCUCAGCAAAUGCUUCAUUAAUUGUGUUAGAGACACCCUCAUUUAUUAGACCUCUGGAGGACAAGACAGUAACCCGAGGUGAAACUGCAGUAUUACAGUGCAUAGCUGGAGGGAGUCCUGCCCCUCGCCUCAACUGGACCAAAGAUGAUGGACCACUGCUGGUGACAGAACGGCACUUCUUUGCUGCAGCCAACCAACUUCUCAUCAUUGUAGAUGCUGGGCUAGAAGAUGCUGGGAAAUAUACCUGCAUUAUGUCCAACACCCUUGGGACAGAACGUGGUCACAUUUACCUAAAUGUGAUUUCAACCCCCAAUUGUGACUCUUCCCAGAGUAGCAUUGGGCAUGAAGACGAUGGGUGGACCACAGUUGGCAUUGUCAUCAUUGUUGUGGUCUGCUGUGUUGUGGGUACCUCUUUGAUCUGGGUCAUUGUUAUUUACCACAUGAGAAGGAAAAAUGAAGACUAUAGUAUCACGAACACAGACGAGCUCAAUCUGCCUGCAGACAUUCCCAGCUACUUGUCUUCCCAAGGAACACUGUCUGAGCCACAGGAAGGCUAUAGCAACUCUGAGGCAGGCAGUCAUCAGCAACUUAUGCCUCCUGCCAAUGGAUAUUUACACAAAGGCGCUGAUGGUGGCGCUGGCACCCGGGUUAUCUGCUCAGAUUGUUAUGACAAUGCCAACAUCUACUCCCGGACCCGAGAAUACUGUCCGUACACCUAUAUUGCUGAAGAGGAUGUUCUAGAUCAGACACUGUCCAGCCUUAUGGUCCAGAUGCCCAAAGAGACUUAUUUGGCACAUCUUCCCCAAGAUGCCACCACCCUGGAGAGCCUGGUAUCAUCAGCAGAUAGAGAGAUGUCUGCCUUUCCCACCAACCAUGAGAGGAUAAAUGAGAAGAAACUUUCCUCCACACAGAAGAGCAGUGAACCCUUGCAGCGGCCUCUGUGGAACAUAAGCAAAGACCCAGGUAUGCCUCGUCCUCCUUUAUCACAGCAGUCAGUCUUUGAGUCACCACAACUCCAUCAAAACGAGGGCCUGGCAGAGAGUGAUCCAGACUGUUCCACUUCCCCCAUGCCCUGUCACAGGUUACAUGACCACACUUUUGAUUUUAGUAGGACUCGGAACAUUCAAGAUGGCAGUGAGGGCACAUGAAACUCACUCCAGAAUGAAAUCUGGGCAGACUCAAAUUAGUUGAUUUUGUAUUUACUACCUCAGAGUUUGGAAGAAACCCCAAAGUCAGCAUUUGCUUUGCUCUUUGUCUACAGUUACAUCUGACCACAUCAAGGGGGGCCAGACAUUUGGGCUUAUACUUGACGAAGAAAAGGUAAUGGCUGACAGAAAUGGGUACAUCUAAUAGAAAAUGUGCAACACAGGCGGAGGAAGAUAGAGGACAGAGUGCUGUCUUAUGGUUCUACUGGGAUGUGCCCAGGUGCGCAUUGCCUGUUAGGGAGAGUCUCAUUGCUGCUUAACACCCUGGAUUGUCUCAACCUACAGAAUGAUCCUGAGUAAACAACGCUGUUCUAUUUUGCCUUCCAAGGAACAAAAAUAACUUUGGAGCCCCCCGGGAAGUGUGCCUGGGAUUCUGCAGUGGUUUUAAUCCUAUAGUUGAGAGUGGGGCUUUGAUAUUCAAGGUCUUCGACAAGAAUCCCAGACUUGACCAACUAUUACCAGGUUGAGGGUUUUGUAUUCUUGUGAAUCUCUCUCUUUCUCUCUCUCUCUCUUUUUUUUUUUUUUGGUCCCUAUCGCCCAGGGAUCUCACUGUAUAUAUAUGUGCAUUUAUAAAUAAUUUUUGUAUUCAUUGGUCAUAUGUGUUGCAAUGUAAAUAUUUUUGAUAUGCCAAAAUUAUAUAUAAUAUUCAGUUAUAAUAUUGACAGCAGCUUCUCAUACCACAGAUUUUGUACAACUUGGUUUAGUGAAUCCAAAGACUUUGUUUAAAGUUUUAAAUACGUAUUUGUUAAGAAGUAUAAGUAUAGAAGCAGGGUACCUAGUGAUUGCGUACACACAAACACGAUCUUGGUGUAAUUAACCACUUUCUUUAUGCCUAAAGAUUUGUACAGCUAAUCAUUUGUCAUCUGUUUACAAGUGCCAGGUAAUAUAAUCUUUCAAGCAUAAAAAGGCUUUUUCAAAAGACUAUCAGUUUUGUCAUUGUCAUAUGCACAUAGAUGAAGGAAAACUUGUUUGGGGAAUAGCUUCUUUCAGCAAAGUACUUAGUUGAUGAGGAAACCAAAGAUUGCUUUUUUUUCUGUGUGUGUGUUUGUUUUUUAAAAUAAUAUCUCUUCUACCAAUGCACAGUAUGUCUUAAGAAGGGAAGACUGCUUUUGGGAGUAGAAGAACGUGCAGAAAUUCUUAUACUGUAAAGCUUUAGAGUGGUCCUUGUUUUGUACAAGUGAUUAUUUAAGCCAAAAAGUUUUCUUGAAUUUCUGAUAGCAAAAAGUUUUAUGUAAACAAAAGACUUAGUGCUCUAAUAAAGUGUAAUGGACUAAAGCUCUUCUUUCUUUCUGCUUUCAGAAAAAAAGAAAGGCUGUCAGAUUCUGUCCUCUAAAUUUAGUGAGGACUAGUUACAUACUAGAUGACUUCAACCACUUAAAUGAAAAUAAUCUAUUUCUAAGUCAUUGUGCAUUUCAAGGAUUUUAAACUCACAUAAUUUCUCAGCUCUUUGCCAGGAAGUUUAGCUGAAUUUCAUACUGUUUUUCAAUCCUAAAUUUUUCUCCCAUAGGCAGCAGCACUUUUCUAGCUGUUUUAUGCCACCAUGCCUUUGUCUUUUUCCUUUUUAAAUUGUCAGCCUCUCUUCAUUUUCACUUUGAACUCCUUAAGUAUCACUAUUUUCUUCUCCCUUCAAUGUCUGAUCCAUCUUCUUACUUACUAGGUUGCAGUAUAAUUUGUACUGGACUGACUUAGAAUCAUGAAACCUGAUUUAGUUCCUAGCUCUGCUGCUUACUAGUUGUGUAAUCAAGGGCAAGUCCCUUUACAUCUCAGCCUGACUUUCUCAUUUAUGAAAUGAGGGCAUUUUACUAGAUGCUUUAAAGCUCUUUCCUGCUGUAACAUUCUAUGAAUCUGUGAUCCCUCCUGGAAUCAAGGAGGAUUAUCUACUCUAAUAAAAAGCUGCUUUCAUGAAAUAUUUUUUAGAGUAGAACAGGAGUGAUGCUGCUUACUCUGACUUGAGCCAGAUUUAUUUCCUGUCUAGCAGGAGUAAUGCUAUAAGAAAUCCUCAUGAGGAGAAGAAAUAUUCAGCUUCUAAAACAGUGUCAGUAAACAUAAAGAAUCUUGAGUAGAUUGAGAACCACCCUUUGCCCUCCAGAACACCAGGUCUGAAUGCUAGUGUUACAGCACACCAGAGUAUCAGAAUCAGUUGAGAGGUGUGCCACAACUAAUUUGUAACUAGUUUGUGACUCACUUACCUUUCUAAGGUAUUCAAGGUCAUCUCUCUAAUUAUAGACAUCUCUUAUAAUUAUAUACUCUUACAUUCGGAUAGACUUUCUUUAGGGAAAAAAGUGGAGUUAGAACAAGGCUGCAAGUGAGCAUCAGCUGUUACAUGUGAGAGGACAAAAAACAGGCUGCAAACCAGUGCUCUAGAAAACUUAAAAUACGUGAUUGCUGCCUCUGCUUUAGCCAGUGGUGUCAGGCCGGUCUCCUGAAUAGCCAGGUUCUCUGUCAACUCAAAUGGUUGAGAUGUCCUCCCAGGUAUUGCUAGCUUUCCUAAAUAACUAAAAAACUUGCCUAAAAAACUAGUCAGGAAUUUGUUUAAAUGUGAAUAGCCUACCCUGGUCUUAAAAAAAUAGUAAAUUUAAUAAAUUCUAAUCUUAGGAGAUGGAAUUCCUGAAAUUUUUCAGUAUUGCAUAUGUAGAGCAUAUAGCAAAUGCUCUACUAUAAACUGGAUUAGUGGCUCAUCCGUGUUUCUUCCCAUCAGUGUAAUGUCUGCCUGCCACCAAUUUAAUCAAAAAUGUUGCAAAAACAAGGCAAACUAAAUUACUGAGAGAAAUAUUGUCCCAAUUACCACUUCAUAUCAGUAGGGAUACAUAAAUUCUCUUAAUUUGUUUGUGCCCCUCUUAGACUGAUUCUGUAAGUAUACCUGGAAGAAGAAAUAACAUUGUGGUUGUACUCCAAGUCUUCCUGCCACAGAGUCUAUGCCUGACCCGUUGGCUGUCUGUCACUCAGUAACCUCUAAAGUGCUUUCCCUAGAUGUAAGUUAAUCUGUAGGAUAGGAAAUACCAGAAACCCAGCCCAGUGUGCCAUUCCCUCUAAUGUGCCAUCUUAGAAUGCUUUAAAUGUGUAUUUUCUCUGUAAGGUAACUUUCGUGUUUAAAAACAGUUGCCUUCACAUUGCCCAUUGGCAGGUUGUAAAAGAAGAAACAUUAAGAUGUUAAGCAACUUAGACUCUAUUAUCCAUUUUCCUAAGAAAAGGGAGACAUGAUAAAAGUCUUUAGUUACUUAAAGGGUUGUCAUAUGAAACAAAGAUUAGAUUCACUCUUUUUAUUCCAGCAGACAGGGGUCAUAUCAGCGGGGAAGAAGUUACAGGGAGAUGCAGUACAUGCUUGCCAAUAAUUCUAUAUAAGCUAACACUCUAACAAUUAGAUUUGUCUGACAAUUGGAAUAAUCAGCCUUUCAUGGAAAAAGUGUAUACAGAAGCUAAAUAAUCAUCUGUUAAUAACAUUGAAGAAAUUUCUGUGUUGAAAUCAAAUAUGGGCAAGAUGACUUUUAGCUCUCUUUCAGUUUUAUCAUUGGAAAUCUUCAGAAGCAAGACAGGCUUAAAACUUUGUCUUUCAGAAUUCUUUAUAUACAGUAAGUGUGGAACACUUAAAAAGUUUUUUUUUUUUUAACUGAAAGAUUAUGUUCUUUGAUUGACAAAAGGAGCCUGUUUUGUGUUAAUGGCUGAAAACAUGAAACUCUGGGCUUAUUCUUCUGAGAAAAUCUAUAAGGUUCCUAACCCAAAUGGUAUGACCAUAAUAAAAACUUUUAAAGCCUAUAAUGUAUUAUAACCUUCCCUUUUACUCUUUAAUUUUUAUUCCUGUUUCUUUGUAUCAGUGGGACUCCAUUUGGAAUGGGGUUAGAAUUGUGAUGUUCAAGUUUAUACCCAGUAUUUUACCCGAGUGUGUUAUGGCAUCUGCUUAUCAUUUUAAUAUCCACAGAAAUGCCAAAAGGGUAAUGGAGUAUCAGAGGUAAAUUGGCUGUCAUUUUAUGCUACAGCCUCCAUUUCUUACUUUGCUUCUUGAUGCAGAUUACCGAAGUAAUUGUGAAACAGUUGGACCUUAGAAAGUUGAGCUAAGAUUUUUAGGCAACCUGUAAGUAAUGUUUCAUUUUUCUCUUACGUGGUCUCUUUCCCAGUUCACUGUGGCAGAUGUUUUUCCUUCUUGCUUCUUCUAAUUUAAAACUUUUUUGUUUGGAGUACAAUCUAAGCCAACAUCAGUUAGCCUUAAUUUUCUUCCUUCCUUCCCCCCUUCCUCCCUUCCUCCCUUCCUCCUCGUUUGUUGACAAAAAUAACAUGUUCUGAAUUGAGAUAUGGUACAAACUUCUCUUAACAAAACAACACCUGAAAGCCCACGAAUCAUCUGGAGGUUUUGUGGGUAGUAAGGGGUAGGGGUGUGUGUGUGUGCGUGCAUGCUUGGGUGAGGAGUAAUAUUUGGACCUGCUCCUUCAAGGUUGUGUGUUGAGUGUUUCUUAGCAAUCCUAAUAUCUCCACCAAUAGGUGGGGUGAAGGUGAAUAAAAAGCUUGAUUUGAGCCUGUUUUCAAAUGUAAGGAGUAGACUGAUCUUUUGUCAACUCUGUCUUUAAAGAGAAAUUGAUCAUCAAGGGGUCAAGUGCUCUUGGAAUAUCUUUUGGCUACUUAAAGUGGCCUCUUGAUCCAUUGAGAGACUACUUCUACCCUCUACUUUCCCCCUGUUCUCCCUUUUUACCCCUAUCAGAGGAUGUCAGUCUGAGCAGCCCUGGUACUAGAUGUACCUAUAGGGAGUUAUAAGCCAAGUUGUUGUGUUCAUUGUGGCCAUUUCCUAGUGUCUAUUUAUAUUUUCUCACACAUGAGAAUGUAUAUUUUAUAAAGCAUGUGUUUGUCUACUUGUUUGUCUACUGUAAUAUGUCUUCAAUAAAGCUAAAAUACAUUAU
Molecule: messenger RNA, 8415 nt
Organism: Balaenoptera musculus (blue whale)
Lineage: Eukaryota; Metazoa; Chordata; Mammalia; Artiodactyla; Balaenopteridae
Gene: LRIG2
Product: leucine rich repeats and immunoglobulin like domains 2
Exons: 18
Coding region: 275-3472 (1065 amino acids)
Molecular function (GO): protein binding
Source: RefSeq, a predicted model, not a curated record